GCCUGCGCGGGCGCACUGAGACUAUGCGAGUGAGCGGAGCGUGGAAAGAUAGCGAUUUAGAAUGUACUUAUACAGUUGUAUCUAUCGAUGUGUCUAGUUUAAAUGGUAGUGAGACUUUUAAUGUCAAUUUACGAGCUGUAGAUAAUUUGGAAAUUCCUGAGCAGGACUUUAGGUCCAUCGAUUGUAAUAAAUUUGCCCACUUACAAAAGUUAAAAGACAAAUGGUCGCCUAAUGUAAUUUCUUGUAACCCUGAAGUUUUAAUUGGGCAGGAUAAUUAUGAUUUAAUUAUGCCGUUAGAAAUAUGUAAAGGUAAACCCUUAGAGCCGUUCGCUACGCGCACUGUCUUAGGUUGGUCCGUCCAUGGGAAGACGCGCGCCCCGCACGGCCGAGGCCCCCGCGCCGCCCACAACCUGCUGCUAGCAGCUGCUGACUGCUGCCCGAGCGCCCACGACGACGCGCUCCGCGACCUUCAUGAGGAAGUAAGACGCUAUUUUUCUAUUGACUCUCUAGGUGUGUGUAACAAGCCUCGUCAGAACAGCGAUGACGUCCGUGCCUUAGCCCAGUUGGACCGCACGACCACCUUCGCUGACGGCAGGUGGCAAGUUGGUCUGCCGUGGCGCGACGAGAACAGCGUGAUGCCUGACAGCUACCCUAACGCCCUAAAUAGGUUAAAGGGAGUUGAAAAGAAAAUGGCGGCAAACAGUGAGUAUGCUCAAAGGUACACGGAUCGAGUAAAUCAUUUGUUCCAAAAUGAUUUUGCCCGGGAGGUCAUUGACCCUCGAUCCGCUUCCCCUCACACAUGGUACCUACCUCACCAUGCGGUGGACAAUUUAAACAAGAAAAAGCUUCGUCUUGUUUUUGAUUGUGCCGCAAAAAGUAAAGGUACAUCGCUGAACGAUUACCUACUUCAAGGUCCCGACCUACUCGCGUCCCUAUUCGGCAUUAUGGUACGAUUUAGAGAGAAUAGGUACGCUGUGGCCGGUGAUUUGCGUGACAUGUUCCUAAGGGUCAAAAUACGACCCGAGGACCAGGACGCACUUAGGUUUUUAUGGAGGACUGACUCUAAACAGCCAGUCAAAACAUAUGCUAUGACGUCACUAGUGUUUGGCGCUAAUUCGUCCCCUUUUAUCGCCCAGUACGUCAAGAAUAGGAACGCACAGCGUUAUGCGUCCACAAUGCCUGCUGCCGUUGCUGCCAUCUGCGAGCAACACUACAUGGACGAUUACUUGGACAGUUUGCCGGACGAGGCCGCAGCUAUAAAAAUGGUAAAAGAUGUUACUUUUAUUCACAAACAGGGCGGGUUCGACAUGUGCAACUGGACAAGUAACAGCGAGGCAGUAUUGGACAGCGUGCCAAAAGAAGCCUUAGGCACAGCAGCCUUAAGGUUCAAAUUAGAUCGACAGCAAGAAGGUGAGAGAACGCUUGGUCUUAUCUGGUACCCCGCUACGGAUGAGUUUGGGUUUGAUUUGUCACUCAAACGCAUACCUAGCGAUAUAGUUAGCGGUAAACAAGUACCUACUAAAAGGAUCAUGCUUCGAGUAAUAAUGUCGAUAUUCGACGUGUUUGGUUUCUUAUCUCCAUUCACUAUUCAAGGUAAGAUAAUGCUACAGUCUUUAUGGCAGUUAUCCAUUGAUUGGGACGAAAAUAUUCCAAAUAAUAUUUUCGUUAAGUGGAGUGAAUGGAUUAACCUUUUAAAAGAAAUGCGUUACGUUCGUAUACCUAGAUGCUAUCUAAGUCCUAUAGGUACAAGCGGCUUAGGCAACCGAGCGACGGCAGAGCCGCCGGGCAGUGCUACGACGCGCGUAGCCGAUGACUCCUUCCCCGCGCGGCCCGCGACCGCCGCACCGCCUGCACAUACUACGCCGCCACCUACUUAUCAGCCGCGUAGCAGUGCUACGCCAAAGUUACAGUCGGCUCUUAUGGCAGCGAGACUGGCGGACAGCCUACAAAAGGAUCACAGGCCUGCUUAUGACGACGCUCUCUUCCAAAACGAGUGGUUAAAGGGCCCUUCGUUCUUGGGAAGCGACGAGUCAUCCUGGCCGCGUAAUAUUGUCGGCACUGCAGCUGUUGAACCUGAAAGGUCAGAAAUUAUAAAUAUAAUUAAUGACUUACCUGCUACAUACUUACCUGUAUUUAAUCCGGAGCGCUUCUCUUCGUGGUUGCGGCUGUUGCGGAGCACAUACCAUGUGUUAGUAUUCGUGCAUAAAUGUCGAAAGCAGACUUACGAUAACUCUGAGUUGAUGCGGCGAGCCGAGCUGCUAUUGGUGCGACAGGUACAAGAAGAAUGCUUCGGCGCGGAGUUAGCUGCAAUUAGAAAAGGUAUGAGUCUCGAACGUAAUAGUCGAAUACUUACCUGGUCACCUUACCUGGAUGAUUGUGGGGUCCUUCGCUGCGGCGGCCGUAUUAAUGCUGCACAGGGUGUUGGCGCCGAUACAAAGUACCCGAUUAUUUUGGACGGGCGGCACCAGGUGACGCGAUUGCUCGUGAAGCAUUAUCACAUCAGGGCUGCGCAUGAUUACCAGGAAACGGUGGUGAACAAUCUAAAGGAAAAAUACGCAAUCACGAAGAUAAGGCCGACGGUUAAACAUGUAGCAACGAGAUGCAUGUUUUGUAAAAUACGCAAGGCGCAACCACAUGUACCUGUAAUGGGUGAGUUACCUCCAGGUCGAAUGGCACAUCACCAGAGGCCAUUCACACAUUGCGGCCUUGACUUGUUCGGCCCAAUGGAGGUGGUGGUCGGCAGAGGACGCCAAAAGAGGUACGGGGUCAUUUUUACCUGCCUUACUGUAAGGGCGAUCCAUUUGGAGAUCGUACAUUCUCUCACGACCGACUCCCUCAUUAUGGCGUUACGGCGUAUGGCGUCGCGUCGAGGAUGGCCAGACUGUUUCUACUCGGAUAACGGUACGAACCUACGGGGAGCUGAUACCGAGUUGAAACGAUCUGUGCGGGAACUCGACAACAAAGCUGUCAAUGACUUUGCAUUGACCAAUGGUUCGAGUUGGAAAUUUAUACCUCCCGCGAGUCCCCAUUGGGGUGGGGCGUGGGAGCGCCUCAUACGCAGCGUUAAGAAAAGUCUUAGCGUUGUCCUUAAAGAGCGGGCACCGAAGGACGAAGUUCUCAGCACUCUGAUGGCGGAGGUGGAGAACAUCGUCAACAGUCGCCCGCUAACCCACGUCUCCGUGGAACCAGGUAGUGACGGCGCUCUGACGCCGAACCACUUCCUUCUUCACUCGCCUCCUAAUACCCCCGCUUUAGGUGCCUUUGACGAUUCAGACUUGUUCCUUCGGAAGCAAUGGCGGACGAGUCAAAGGCUGGCCGAUAUGUAUUGGCAGAGGUGGGUAAAGGAAUACUUACCGGAGCUACUCCCUAGAAGGAAGUGGAACACUGAACAAACUCCACUGAAGGUAGGAGACUUAGUUUUAGUUGUAGAUCCAGGAGCACCACGCAAUGUGUGGCCGAAGGCGGUCAUCCAGCAGGUAUUCCCAGGUAGGGAUGGUCGGGUCAGCUUCUACUACAAGGCCGUCAACGAGGCUUCUGAUCACUGCGACCUGUCCAACCGUGUUGGCAACCAAAUUGUAUUGUGCUGA
Messenger RNA from Cydia amplana, 3587 nucleotides. RefSeq lists its product as uncharacterized. The record is from RefSeq and is a predicted model, not a curated record. The transcript is spliced from 4 exons. Gene Ontology annotation, molecular function: nucleic acid binding. NCBI's taxonomy places the organism in Eukaryota, Metazoa, Arthropoda, Insecta, Lepidoptera, Tortricidae. Gene Ontology annotation, biological process: DNA integration. The coding region runs from base 24 to 3587 and encodes 1187 amino acids.